This is a messenger RNA of Pseudovirgaria hyperparasitica, 5660 nucleotides long. RefSeq lists its product as uncharacterized. The record is from RefSeq and is a predicted model, not a curated record. The coding region runs from base 140 to 5362 and encodes 1740 amino acids. Lineage: Eukaryota; Fungi; Ascomycota; Dothideomycetes; Acrospermales; Acrospermaceae. The transcript has 4 exons. Gene Ontology annotation, molecular function: actin filament binding; phosphatidylinositol-4,5-bisphosphate binding. Gene Ontology annotation, biological process: actin filament severing; barbed-end actin filament capping.
AACUCCUUCGCACAAUACACAAUAACUUCACGCUAUGAACGUGGACUCCUUGCAAUUCCCUUGAUCCCCGUCGCUCCAUCCUAGAACUGAGCAUCUAAUAUUCCCUGAACGUGCCGUCCGCUGCGUGUCGAGGCCCACCAUGUCUUCCUCCGACGACCUCGACCCAACCCACUUCAUGGAGCGCAUCCGCAAACUCGACGAGCAGCGCAACUCGGAAGAAUCCGAAAGAGCUAGAAAGUUGGAGGAAGAGAUUCUGCAGGGCCGCAGCGAGCGUGCUGCCAGGAGAGCUGAGCGUCACAGGUCCAUCUCGCCCGAAAAAGCUUUAACACCCCAAUCCCUUCGCUCAUCCAGGAACACUCCCAGUACUCCGUCGGAGAGCACGCCUCCCGUUACAAUGCCGAGCUCCAAUUUAGAUCUUGAUUCUUCAGCUCCCCACUUCAGCACUCCAGACGUACAAUCAGAAUCUGCGGCCCCAGAGCCCGACCGCACGCGACGCGCUCCAGCACCAAUCCAGACUGCUAGUCAAGAGUCAAAUGAACAACCAGAACCCUCCAAGCCAUCAGCAGGCCCAGGACUCGCCCGCUCUGGGACACUUUCAUGGCAGCAGAGGCCUAAAUCAAGAGGUUCGGUGCGAUCGAGGCCGCUCUCAAUGGUAGCUGCAGAAAAUAUCGCCGCAAAAUCUCCACGUGGAACACCUGAACCACAAGCAGACGAUGAGCAAACAAUGUCACGAAGUCAGAUAGCACAGUCACUAGGUGCGAAAGAUCCUACUUGGUUUAGGCAGACGGCAGACAGAGGAGUGGGCUCGGCAGCGUAUAGAAAGAGUCAAGUAGAGGUUGAAACGCCAGACACUGAUCGAUGGGGUCAGCACAGCUCAGGUUCGCAUGGUCGUACGCCUGCAUCACCAGGGCAUGGCAGCGCAAGACGACAAUUGCCAGGGCUGUCGAUAGAGUCUACCCCAGAGCCCGAAGGUCCUUCGAGUCCGCCUCCAGACGGCUUCCGGUCAAGCUCACCGUCUCAUGUUGGCUCGGUGCGUGCUAGCACUGCCUGGAGUAAUCGGAUGUCAAGCACAACCUCGGUGUCUACUGUCAGUGCAGCUGAAGGAAAGAGCGUCUUGCCAAAUUUGGAGUCCCAAAGGUUUAGCCCUCCCUCAGAACGGAGUCCAGAAGGAAGUGUCGAGAGGCCACAUAGUGUCGCGAUGUCGCCAUCCCAAGGAAGAAUUUCUCCCGAGCGCAUUCCUAGGGACCGCACCCCAUCCCCGACAAAAGGCAUGGGCGGCUUUGUACAGAGCGCGAUGCUACGGAGGACUGACAGCCAAAGCAAAAGAUGGAGUGCGCAGCCAGGUGCUGGCUUGAGCAGGCAAAGCUCAACUGCGAGCAACAGCAGUAGGCCCGUGAGCUUUUCGCAGGCGGCUUUCGCGCAAGCCUUCGAAGCGCGACCAAGCAGUCUGAGCCGGGGUAACUCUCUGGAACCGAAUUCAAGACCAGGCUCAAGCCAUAGCAAUAUGACCGUCACGCAGGACAACUCGGCAUCAAUCAGCCAGGGUAAGACUGAUGUGGAAGGGUUCAGGAAGCCUGCGCUCCCCCACCACAGCCGAGGAAGGUCAGUGACUUCAAGAGCUGAUAUGGACGAUGCGAGAAGCGAUGCCGGUGAACCGCAAAGCCCUUCGAAGCGCUGGAGUCCUACGAAGUCUUCGUGGCUUGAAAGUGCGCUGAACAAACCUGCAGAGCAGCCGAAACCGAAACAAUCUGCUGUGCCCUCCACGCCAAGCUGGAUGGCCGACCUGAAGGCAAAACAACAACGAGGAAGUGUCGACGUUUCCAAGUCAGCAACAUCUCCACCGCCAUCCAGUCCGACAUCCAGUAGUGUCAAGUCACCUUCAGCGCCAGUCAAAGUCCUCGAGGUGGUGGAUCCAGUAACGCCUGUCCCCGUUUCUAAAGUCCAGCCAGCUAUCCUGUCGCCCAAGGAGAAGGAAGCCGUAGCUCCCAAGACGUCCUCACCCCGAGAGCCCAUCAAGAACCGUCCAAACCCUCCCACGACAAAAUCGAAGCCCAACACACCCCCAAAGGACUUUCGCGCGAAUCUGAAACCCCGGCAGCUACCAGCCGAAGGAUCGAAAAGCGAUGAAUUGGAGUUCCGCGCUGCCUUUGGGAAGCUGAAGCGUGCUGAAACCAAGAACUACAAGGCGCCAGAUACGUUCAAAGACACUAUUCUACGAGGCAAGAACGAUCUCUCCGUCACAGGUGGCCCAAAGCCUCGUGUACGGCGCGACGAACUGAAGGAAAGCUUGCUGGCGCGGAAGGAAGAAAUCAAGACGAAAGUCGCUGAGACUGGCUCUGCAGUCACGAAAAAGCCCGAGCCUGUGGCGGCGCCCAUUCCUGAAGGCAUUGCGCGAAGGAAAACCCUCAGCAGAUCGGAUGCUCCCAAGGAGAGGCCGGUACAGCCUCAGCCUGAAGCUCUUGCAAGGCAGGCCAGCUUGAAGGACAAGCCGAAGCCUGUACUGCCAGGGAAGCAAGUGCCCGACGUCAAAGAGCCAGCUUUUGGUUUGAAGUCGAGCAAGCUUGCGGAUCGAUUCAAUCCUGCUCUUGCGGGCAUGCUUGCUCGUGGGCCGUCGCCUGCAACUAACUCCUCUGCGUCGAAACCAAGCGAUGCUAGAUCCGUCCACGACCAGAGAUUGACACCUGUCUCUACGGAUAAAGACGAUGCCCCUGCCAAGGAACUCACUCACAUGACCAAGGGACGGGCAAAAGGCCCCAAGCGACGAGCACCAACCUCGAAGCCUGCGGAGUCGAAGAAUGAGCCUACACCAACAACUCAGGAGAAAACACCACAAUCGCCGGCUUCCUCGAUACAUUUGGCACCCUCAGUAAAGGCAACGGAUGUUAUUACCAACAAAGGAUCUAACAUUGAGCCAGCAUCACCAGCAUCAAGCAUCAAAUCUCCCCAAAUACCUUCCAUGUCGAAGCCUUGGACUCCAGCAAAAUCCGCCGAUGAGGAGAAGAAACCGGAGAAACCAAAACCUUCUCCCAAGUCACCCGAGUUACUGAAGAGAGUCUCUACGCCAGUUUCUAUUGCGAGUCUUGAAGAAUCUUCCAAAGAGGCCAAGUCGUCACCCUCGAGCCUUCGGUCUAGUCGAGAUGUCGUCAUCGAACGGGCAGUCCCGUCUCUUGACACCUCUGGACGGACGUCACCGAGCAAAAGUGUCUUGAACCGAUUUAGUCAAAACCUCCAAGCAAACCGGACCGCAGCCGCCUCAAGAAGUCCUGUCAUCGAAGACAGCGAAAGCAGAAUUGAAGAGGUCAAAAGACAGUCACCAACAAAGGUCGCGUUCAAUCGGUUCAGUAUGGCCGAGAAGGCUAAGCAUGACGAUAGUCCUCUACAGACGCCGUCUAAGAACACAGACUUGAGAGAGCUCCCGAAGCCGAACGUACAGACGCCCGUCAAGAUAAGUGUCGAAGUCAAACGACCACUGCCUGUACCCUCCCCAAAGCCAUCAUUGACAAAGGCCCUACCUCCAACGCCGAUCCCUGCCACGCCAGAGAAGAAGGAAGCCCGGGAUGAACAAGCUGUAGAUGAUCUGUCUAACGUGUCUGUGAAGAGCGCUACCUCUCUGUGGGGCCGUCAGUCGGCCUCUGCAUCCCCUGAGGUAUCUAGAAGCAGAGAGCCUAUCAAAUUGCCCACUCGUGCUGACGAGCGCGCUGCAGAAGAAGAGGCCGGUCUUAUAAAGCCGCAGUCUCAAAGGCCGGCGGGACUUGGUCUUGGUUUCAUAACAUCUGCUGCUCAACGGCCACAUGUAUCAACUCCGCCAUUAUCCGCGACGUCAAAACCUGUUCCAUCGCAAUCAAGCCCGCGAUUCGAUAUACCGUCGUCUCAGCUCUCACCUCGACCCUCACCUCGCCCUUCCCCUAGACCCUCGCCUAUUACUAGCAAGGAAGAUCCCGAUAACAUCUUCUCAGAUCGUUUCGAUACGCCCCCUGAUACCUCCGGUAGUCUACCCUCACACAUUGACACCCAACGCAUUCUCCAAUCUUCGCCCCUCUCUACAGAAAAGAUCAAAUCGCUGCGAAAUCAGAUCUGGGAACUAAGCCCCGAGGGCAAGCUCUCACACAUCCCAAUACAAGAAGAACACGUUCUCUUUGAAGAGGAAAUGUAUCUCUCGACACACCUCUAUUCAUCCGAAAAGUCCCCCAGAGCCGCACAGGUAUUCCUCUGGGUGGGCGCCACAAUUUCAGAUACAGUCGUCGAGGACGCCCAGCAAUACGGUCGGCAACACGCCAGGGACAACGGCGUCAAAGACGUCAUUCUCGUCCGACAAGGAAAAGAGCCGCCGCAAUUCUUCGAGGCGCUCGGUGGCAUUAUCAUCACCCGUCGUGGCUCCCGCGAAUCCUCAAAGAAGCCUUUCAUGCUCUGCGGCCGCCGUCAUCUCGGCCACCUCGCAUUCGACGAAGUCGACCUCGCGCUCAAGUCCCUCUGCUCCGGCUUUCCAUUCGUCGUCGCCGCACCACAAUCCUCCGCCUUCGUGUGGAAAGGUAUUGGCAGCUCUGCCGAAGAAGUCUCGGGCGCACGGCUCAUCGCCAUGGAUCUCGCGCAAUCCGGCGAGCUCUUGGAGAUUGACGAAGGCAUGGAAACCAGCGCAUUCCUAAACUGUUUCCCGGGCCACGAGAGCCAGCGCAUGCCGCGAAGCGCCGACCACUGGCGGUACAAGGCCGGCAGCGAGCGCUACCGCGCCCGGCUGUACCGCGUCGAACAAUCGAGGACGCUCCCGAAGCAGGCCGGCGGUGGUGGAGGUGGCGGCGCCGGGGCGUUUCUCAGCACGCAGGCGACCAUCCUCCGCAGUCCAUUACCCAGCAGCCCGACGAAGCCCCUGCCGUCGCCGUCGUCAUCCUGGCGCACCGACGUCAAGGAAAUCGCCCCCUUUUGCCAGUCCGACCUCGAAAGCGACGGCGUCUACGUGCUCGACGCCUUUUUCGAGAUUUACAUCAUCCUAGCCCCCCUCUCAACCUCCCAAUCCCCCUCCUUUGCCACGGCCUUGCUCUUCGCACAGGACUACGCCAUCCUCGCCGCUUCGCUCGACGACAGGCCUUUUAUCCCUGUUAGCACUGUCGUGCUCGAGGGCGUGCCGCGCGAUAUGCGCAGUGUGUUUCGCCGCUGGGAUGAGGCGCAGGGUGUGGGUGGGAGUGCGGCUUUGAUGGCUGGUAGGGUGGGACCUGGUGGUGUUGGUGCUGGUGCUGGUGCUGGUGUUGGGCUUGGGCUUGGUGGGCCGGGGGGUAGAGGUGGUGCUACGGGCAUGGUGCAGAGAGGGCAGAGCUUGAGGGUUGUGGGGUUGGGCAAGGCGUUGAGUUUGACGGGACGGGUGCGGUGAGAUGUGGUGGGAUGGGAUGGGAUGGGAUGGGAUGUGUGUAUACAUACGUGUGUUAUUGUGUUGUUGUAAGCUAUGAGAACGAGAUAUCACGUCACCACACCACACCACACCACCCACAAGUGUAAGAAGAACAGGAAAGAAAGGGAGGAUUAUUCGUUCGGGCUGGUGCCAGUGGUCGUAAAGAUACGAAACGGGAAAAGAGAGCUCGUCGUUGUCAUCGUCAUCGUCAUCGUCGACACACGCUCGCAAUCUCAAUCUCAAUUUCAACUUCAACUUCAAUUUGAUUUUUAUUCCCCAA